AUGGGUAGUGCUUAAUGUUGUAACAAAAUUGUAUAAAAUGAGGAAGUCUAAGAGAUAGUUAUAGGUCAAGAUUCGAAUUAAUAGUCUGCAAAAUUAUAAGAGUAUCAAAAUUUUAUUAAUUUCUUUAAAGAGUUUAGUAAGUAAAACAUAGCUACAAAAAAACAGAAGAUUGUGGAACUCCUGCUUUUCCAGAACUAAGGUCCCAAUAAAGUAAAAAAUCGGAACAAUACUAAUCCUUGAAAGAAAUUUAAUUUAUAGGGCAAGUUGAAAAAGAUGAGCAGAUUUUUAAGUCAUCUUGCACCUUAGGGAAAAAAAGAUAAAAUGAUUCUCCUAUAGUUGCAUUUGAAGCUAAAAACUCUUUAAAAUCUUUUGAUUCUAGUAGGCUUAAAAAACUGUAAUCUGUUACUGAACAAUAACUAAAUCUAAAAAAUAUCUCAUCUCCAAGAGAGGAAGAUUCAUUUAUGUAAGAUAGUUAAAGAGGAGGGUAACUAGAUGAAAAGUCUUGUAAAAGCAUUUUAAAAUAAGAGAUGAAGUAUAGUAGAUUUAGAAAUUAAUAAAAUAAUGCAGAUAGCACUUUUAGAAAGGUGUAAUUUAAUUUGGAAUGA
Molecule: messenger RNA, 605 nt
Organism: Paramecium pentaurelia
Lineage: Eukaryota; Ciliophora; Oligohymenophorea; Peniculida; Parameciidae
Source: the annotation of a GenBank genome assembly